GAGCCGGGCCGCGGCGAGCUGAGGAGACAGCGGCGCGCGGAGGCUGGUCCCAAAGACAGGAGGAGUGCUUUCCCACUCCAUACUCAGGGAGCUGCUGGUAGCUGGGCUGACAGGUGCCACUUCGGAGAAGCAAUGCCACCCCGCCCCGUGCCUGUGCAGGGAACUCGAGGCUGGUGGGGGAAGCACCAUUUAGGGUGUGAGAUGGCAGACAGGUUAGCAGAAAACCCACGGAAAGGGGGCUGCAGGAGUUAGCCCCUCUGUGCCCCACUCCUGGCAGCCCGGGGCGUCCUUCUGAGCACAGCGGCGCUAUGGACUCUCCAGGAUACAACUGCUUCGUGGACAGAGACAAGAUGGAAGCUGCCAUCCAGGACCUGGGGCCCAAGGAGCUGAGCUGCACCGAUCUGCAGGAACUGAAGCAGCUGGCACGCCAGGGCUACUGGGCCCAAAGCCACGCUCUGCGGGGAAAGGUGUACCAGCGCCUGAUCCGGGACAUCCCCUGCCGCACAGUCACGCCCGACGCCAGUGUGUACAGCGAUAUCGUGGGCAAGAUCGUGGGCAAGCACAGCAGCAGCUGCCUGCCACUGCCCGAGUUUGUGGACAACACGCAGGUGCCCAGCUACUGCCUGAACACGCGCGGCGAGGGGGCCGUGCGCAAGAUCCUCCUGUGCAUCGCCAACCAGUUCCCGGACAUCUCCUUCUGCCCCGCCCUGCCGGCCGUGGUGGCCCUGCUGCUGCAUUACAGCAUCGACGAGGCCGAGUGCUUCGAGAAGGCCUGCCGCAUCCUGGCCUGCAAUGAUCCCGGCCGGAGGCUGAUCGACCAGAGCUUCCUGGCCUUCGAGUCGUCCUGCAUGACAUUUGGGGACCUGGUGAACAAGUACUGCCAGGCGGCCCACAAACUGAUGGUGGCCGUGUCUGAGGACAUCCUGCAGGUCUAUGCAGACUGGCAGCGCUGGCUGUUUGGGGAGCUGCCCCUCUGCUACUUUGCCCGGGUCUUUGACGUCUUCCUAGUGGAGGGCUACAAGGUGCUGUACCGUGUGGCACUGGCCAUCCUCAAGUUCUUCCACAAGGUGAGGGCCGGGCAGCCGCUGGAGUCGGACAGCGUGAAGCAGGACAUCCGCAUGUUCGUCAAAGACAUCGCCAAGACUGUAUCCCCCGAGAAGCUGCUGGAGAAAGCAUUCGCCAUCCGCCUCUUCUCCCGCAAGGAGAUCCAGCUCCUGCAGAUGGCCAAUGAGAAAGCCCUGAAGCAGAAGGGCAUCACCGUGAAGCAGAAGAGUGUGUCACUUUCUAAAAGGCAGUUUGUACACUUGGCCGUCCAUGCAGAGAACUUCCGCUCGGAGAUCGUCAGCGUGAGGGAGAUGAGAGACAUCUGGUCCUGGGUCCCUGAGCGCUUUGCCCUGUGCCAGCCCCUUCUGCUGUUCUCUUCCCUGCAGCACGGGUACAGCCUGGCCAGGUUCUACUUCCAGUGUGAAGGACAUGAGCCUACCCUCUUGCUCAUCAAGACCACGCAGAAGGAGGUGUGUGGCGCUUACCUCUCCACAGACUGGAGCGAGAGAAAUAAGUUUGGAGGCAAACUGGGCUUCUUUGGAACCGGAGAAUGCUUUGUGUUUAGGCUGCAGCCUGAGGUGCAGCGAUAUGAGUGGGUGGUGAUUAAGCACCCCGAGCUGACCAAGCCCACGCCCUUGAUGGCCGCCGAGCCCAACGCCCCGUUCAGCCACUCCACCUCUUCAGACCCCGCCGACCGCCUCUCGCCCUUCCUGGCCACUCGCCACUUCAACCUGCCCUCCAAGACCGAGUCCAUGUUCAUGGCCGGGGGCAGCGACUGCCUCAUCAUCGGGGGAGGGGGUGGCCAGGCUCUCUACAUCGAUGGGGACCUGAACCGGGGCCGUACAAGCCACUGCGACACCUUCAACAACCAGCCCCUCUGCUCCGAGAACUUCCUCAUUGCUGCCGUGGAGGCCUGGGGCUUCCAGGACCCUGACACCCAGUGACAGCCUGCGCCACCGUGACUGAGCCAAGAGCCUGAAGCUUUUGCUGGGCCUCCCUGCGUGUUCCCAUCUGAAGAGGUGGCCACAGGAGAGGCCACCAGGGACCGACUCAGACCAGCAAGCUCCAUUUCCAGGGGUCUGCCCAGAGAAGCCGGGACCCAGGGUGCUUCUCAGCCCCUCCCUUCCAGCCUCCCUGAGCUCCUGCAGCCUCUGUGGCCGCCCAUUUUACCUCUUUGUCUUUGCAGUGACCUGGGGCCCAGGGUCAUGUCCAAACCUCUCUUUGUGGCACGCUCAUCUCUGUCCAGCCCCAGCUGCUUCUCUGCCCUGCACCGUCCAAGGCCCUGGCCACACGGUACCAAGGUCCUCAGCCACCUUGCAUGGAUGCAUGUCCUCCCUCUGUCCCUCUCCUGGUGCUGUGGCUGGCCACAUGUCAGGGUUUUCUGUGCGCCUCUUACCUGACAGUCUUUGGGCCCCUGGGCCCCUGCCCUGCUUGAGCCCUGCGCUGGCCAGAUGCAAGUAGACACCAAGGGAGGCCUUGCCUCUGGGUACUGCAGGGGGCAGCCCCCCACCUUGUGAUCUUCUUCAGCUGGUCUUGAGAGUCUGGACACCACCGAGGGAAGAAGGGAGAAGCAGAGACCCAAGUGGCUGUCUGGGACUGUGGAGGCCUGGGUCACAGACACAGGUGCCAGCAGUCCUGCCCCCAACCCCAUCCCUGCUGGCCUCUAGCCAGUGCCACUGGGGGUCCCCUGCACUAUGCUGCUGUCCAUCCCCACACCGUUGCCUGCUCCUCCCGUGGGCUUUCAGCCUUCCCUGACCAUCUGCUCAUGUAGCCUCUGACUGGGCCCACAGUGGUGCAGGAGGAAGAACCUGGAACCCUGUGUAGCUUCAGGCAAGCUGACAAACCUAUCUGGAACCCAGUUUCCCCAACUGUGAAAUGGGGCCAGUCCCCCUGCCCUGCAGUCCUCCUCACGGGACUGUUGAGAGGCUCAGAGGGGAAGGUGUGAAUCCCUCUCACUGGGAGAGGUACGGGAGGAAAGGUGCCACUCAUCCGUCCCGGAGCGCUGCAGCCCUCCAAGCCCCUGUCUCUGAGCCACCCCCAAGGCCUUGUCUGUACCGCCGGCGUUGGUGUUCAUUACACACGGUCUUGCUGUGUCAACUCCAGGAGUCCGAGCGUCUGGUCUCCAUAAGUCUGGUGUCUUCAGCCACAGGGGCCUCCGGGGGCUUCCUGGGCCUGUAGCCAAGUGAGUGUGAGAGGCUGCCCACUGCAGUGCUCACCCACAUUUUACAGCUGGAACACUGCAAGCUCUUCCAGAGGGAGCUCUCCAGGAGCAGGGAAGUCACAUCUGAGGACCAUUUGUAGGUUUCCCUCUGCAAACUUCCUGAACUGGUUGGUGAUUUCUCUGGCGAGUUAAGUCCAGCAGGUUCUGCCUGGCUGCCCAGGGGGCCCUGUCCGGCCCGUCCCAGUGAUCCUGACCAGGAGGAAGGAUUGCUGCUGGGUCAUGAUUUCCACAUCAUGAGCGAAGUUCUUUGUUUUGUGUGUGCAUGCAAAAUAUUGUUUCUUUAAAUUUAACAUCUUUUCCUAACUUUUCUACUAACCUAGAAGGCAUACAUGAUUAUUUCUUUUUUAUUCUUAUCAUAGUACUUGUUAUUAUCUGAUACUAGGCAUUCUAAAAUAGAACAUAAUUUAUUUUGUUAAUGUUCUCUAUUUCUUCUUGAUUAUUUAUUAGCUUUGGAUGUUAAAAAUUAGCCAAAAGUGGCUGGUCUGCCUAUGAAGUAGCCAUUCUUUAUU
Saimiri boliviensis boliviensis (Bolivian squirrel monkey) is the source of this 3774-nucleotide messenger RNA. RefSeq names its product TBC1 domain family member 24 (gene TBC1D24). The record is from RefSeq and is a predicted model, not a curated record. NCBI's taxonomy places the organism in Eukaryota, Metazoa, Chordata, Mammalia, Primates, Cebidae.